CUGUGUUUGUAUGUUUGACAGCUCGUAGUACUUGUUAUUGGUUUUCUCAACAAGUUAUGGUGUAAAUUUUCAUAUACGUAAAUAUUGCUUUCGUGUAUCAUGGAUGAUAAUUCCCUUUUUAAACUAGAGAGCGGAUCCAUCGAUGAGGCGUCUACAGUUGUGAAAGACUUCGCGGAGAAGCACAUUCAAACAUAUAGUUUCCAUGAAAAUGAUAAGGAGACUCUUGAAAGACUGUGGGCAGCUUUAUUUCGAAGACUAGAAAAUGAAAACAGUGAAGCUUGCCAUAAAUAUUGUCUUAUUUGCAUUAGACUUCUGAGCCGUGAUAAAGUGGGAUUAUGUGAUCAUGUGACAGAGAAACGAGUGGAGACUUUAUUGAAAUUAGCAGGACUUGUGCCACAAGAAGAAGCUUUGUCAAAAGCAAGCCAGAAGUCAGCUGACCGUGAUGUGAUGCUUGAGGCAUUAAAGGCUCUCUGCAAUAUUGUGUAUAACAGUCAACAAGCUCAAGCGAUUUGUGGCCAAAAUCAUGCUGUGGAAGCAGUGAUUAUACGGAUGCGAACAUAUCCUGAAGGUGGCUGGCCUAUUACUCUCAAAUAUUUUGACAUGAAGCUUUUGUUUUUGAUUACUGCUCUGUGUUCAUCAGUGAGACCCACACUGCGGGGCCCUCUUCAUGGGUAUACAUAUUUAGUGGCGAGCUUGGACUUAAUACUGAAACAAUCCAAAGGGAAACCUCUAAUGGGUGAACAAGUCCAGUUUGUCUGUGAGAUUUUGAAAGUGUUAUUCAAUCUCUCUCUUGGAGUAAAUCAGACUGAAGAAGAACCACACCACAUACGUUUGGGUGCAAUUUUAUAUCAACUGUUGCUUCUCAAAUCAAGUAACCCAGCUGAAUUGAAUAUGCAUGCAGUAAACUUACUAGUCAGUCUUCCUGGGAGCUGCUAUUCAGAACUAUUGACACUUGCAGACAGACUGUGCCCACCUGAGCUGGAAUGUGAAGGAUAUAACAUGGCAGUGGUGGAAAUAAUAUUGGAACUGUUGGAUGAAAAGCUGGAAGACCAGGUAAUCAAGAAACAUCCUGAGUCUCUGUGUCCGCUACUCACAGUCUUAGCCAAGGGAGCAAGAUAUCAGCGCCCAAUUCGAAAGUUCCUAAGAGCAAGAAUCUUACCUCCACUUGGUGAGCAAGUAUUAACAAGACCAGAAGAGGGUGACACAAUGCGGAAUAAACUAUGUCGUUUGCUGACAGCAGCAAAUCCAGACACCAAUAUUUCACAGCUGGCUGCUGACCUUCUGUUCGUGCUAUGCAAGGAGAAUGUUGGCCGAAUGGUAAAAUAUACUGGCUAUGGUAACGCUGCUGGACUUCUAGCAAAUAAAGGUCUGAUGCUUGGUGGAGAUGGAAAGAAACCUGAUGGAUAUUCAUCAGACAGUGAAGACAGUGAUACAGAAGAGUACCAGAAAUACCGAGACAGUGUGAAUCCUGUUACUGGCUGCUAUGAACCACCAAAACCAGAUCCAACUGCUGGAAUGUCUGAUGAACAAAAAGAAUAUGAGGCAAUGCAGCUUGUUAACAUGAUGGAUCAACUAACGAGAGAUGCACUUCUUCAGCCAUGUCGAAUUGGAGAAGAUGGGCGUCCUGAACCUGUCGUACAUGUUCUUCAACUUCUGGAAGAGUUGCCUCCAGAAUUUCGGCAGCAAAACAACCCAUUCGACGACAGCAAUACAGAAUCAUAAAAGCUGAGUUGCCAGCGACGUAAUACAUUCUCUGGAUUUCUUCAUGUAGUUACCUUUUUCACCUGUUUUGAUAGUAUUCACAAAGAAUUCGUAGUAAUUGUUGUUGCUAUUUGUUAUUGAGUGCAAAUGUAUGUCAGCACCAUUUUAAAUUGUGUAUGCUGUAGAAUGAUACCAUGUGUGUUUUGUCAAGAAAUGUUUUGACCAUGUUCACUAAGUUUUAAUUUGUGUAUUUGCUGCUCUCGAGAACAACUUAUUCACAUUUGGUCUCAAAGACAGUGCUCUAGUAGUAAGACCAUGUAUAAACAUGAAGGUUGAAAAUAAACAGAGGGAGCACAACAUAUCAUGUGGAUAAAUUAACAGUAUUUUAAAGAAAAUCAAUUAGAGAAAAGAAUAACUGGUCUAAUAACACAAGCAUGGUGUCUAAAAUAACGCAGUAGAUGCACUGUUAAAGCAAGAAAUGUUUGAUAAUCUAAUCCAAAUGUGAAAGAACAGGUCAAAACUGUUGCAUGACUUAAAAUGUAGUUCAACUCAAGAUUACACUUAUGCGUAUUUGAUUUUACGAUGACAGUUAAAAUAGCCUGUUUGUGUGCAAACUGAUUAGCUUAAGUUUUUUAAUGCCAAAGAAAUGUAUCACAUGCUGUCCUUCAAUUCCGAUCUGUCAAUACUGACCUUGUUUUUGUGUUGCAGGGAUGAUAAACAUAUUAUAUUUAACAGAUAUUAGAAUAGAGUCAAAUGAUGAUAAAUGUGAGGUACAAAAUGACUUUUUAGUAGCCAGUGUUUUAGUACAGAUGUUUUGAGUUUUCCCCUUUUAUCUAUAUAAACGCUUUGACAGAAGUCAAAUAUGCUGACUGAACAAGUGAUGAACCGAUCUCUGAGUAAACAUAAGUUGUUAACAAUUGUCAAGAAUCUCCGUGUCUGUUCUCCACAUCAUUUCCUGCAAAUUUCCUGUGUGCUUGCUUCUAAGAGCAAAUGUGACAUUGCUCUAAACUUAUGUUCCAAUUCUGUAAGUUAAAUACACUUAGGAAAUUGACUUAAGUUCUGUUAAGAUUCUUAAAAAAAUAAAACCAUUAUUUGCUUC
This is a messenger RNA of Schistocerca nitens (vagrant locust), 2800 nucleotides long. RefSeq names its product synembryn-A (gene ric8a). The record is from RefSeq and is a predicted model, not a curated record. Gene Ontology annotation, cellular component: cytoplasm. Gene Ontology annotation, biological process: G protein-coupled receptor signaling pathway. Gene Ontology annotation, molecular function: guanyl-nucleotide exchange factor activity; G-protein alpha-subunit binding. NCBI's taxonomy places the organism in Eukaryota, Metazoa, Arthropoda, Insecta, Orthoptera, Acrididae. The coding region runs from base 100 to 1722 and encodes 540 amino acids. The transcript is spliced from 10 exons.